Physella acuta is the source of this 2108-nucleotide messenger RNA. Its product is annotated as STE20-related kinase adapter protein alpha. Gene Ontology annotation, molecular function: protein kinase activity; ATP binding; protein serine/threonine kinase activator activity. Gene Ontology annotation, cellular component: serine/threonine protein kinase complex. Gene Ontology annotation, biological process: protein phosphorylation; protein export from nucleus; activation of protein kinase activity. The record is from RefSeq and is a predicted model, not a curated record. Lineage: Eukaryota; Metazoa; Mollusca; Gastropoda; Physidae.
UUACAGACUUCAUUAAACUAGUUUGUAAAAUUGAAUUUACUUAGGAGCUUAAGAGAAAAAUCUAAAGAACCAAUGUCUCUUUUUUAUAAAUAACCUGUGUGUGCAUAUUUCUUUUGUAAAUUUAUUGCAUUGAAAUGGAUUUCAAGGGAUUAGAUGAAUUGUGCUUGUUCAUCAAAGGAAAGUAAACUGUUUGAAGCAAAUUCUUUUGACAAGAUUAGCAAAGAAGUUCCCAAAAAGCAGUCAAAGAAGCAAGACAGUAGUAGACAGAUCAAUGCUAGGAUGAGUUCCCAGACAUUCAAGAUAUACAGCCCUAACAUUGCCCAGUAUGAAUUGAUUGUAACCAUUGGGAAAGGUCAUCUUAAUGCUUCAACUAUUUCUUUGGCAAAGCACAAACCAUCAGAGUCUUUAGUAGCUGUGAAAAGAAUCAAUGUAGAAGAAUGGGAUAACAAGCUGUCAUAUUUGCAGAAUGAAAUCAUCAUAACCCAGCAACUCUCUCACCCCUGUUUGUUGCCCAUUCACUGCAGUUUUAUUUCUGGACAAGAGUUAUGGAGUAUCAUGCCACUUAUGGCAUUUGGCUCAUGUAAGGACUUGAUCCAUGCAUACUUUAACUCUGGGUUACCAGAGCAAGCUAUUGUUUUUAUUUUAAGAGACGUACUUCUAGCCUUAGAAUAUAUACAUCAUAGAGGAAUAAUUCACAGGGGCAUUAAAGCAAGCCAUGUGCUGAUUUCAAAAAAUGGUCAGGUCUGUCUGUCAGGAUUACACAACUGUUUUAACACAAUACAGAAUGGCAAAAGACUUAGAAAAGUACAUGAUUUCCCAAUGCACACCAUUGAUUGUGUUCAUUGUUACAGUCCAGAGUUAUUAGAACAGAAUUUGGCAGGCUACAACUACAAAUCAGAUAUUUAUAGCAUGGGAAUAUUGGCGUGUGAACUAGCCAAUGGACAGUCUCCAUUUUCUGAUAUGUCUGCCACUCAGAUGUUGCUAGAAAAGUUAAAUGCUACAAAACCAAAACUAGCUGAUUCUACGACUGUUGGUGAAUUUGUCAUUGAUGACGAUGAUAUUGAAGAUCAGACUGCUACCACACAAGAGAAAGCUGAUGCCAUUUUCUUUAGAAGAACAUUUUCCCCACACUUGCAUGAUUUUGUGUCUGUUUGCCUGGAGAGGGACCAACUUUGCAGACCUUCAGCCACACAGUUACUGAGCCAUGCACUGUUCAAGGCUAUCAAAAACAAAUCCUCGUCCGUGCUGCCGUCUUUGUUACAACCUGUAACGCCACUCAGUGACAUUGCUAAGGCACCAAAAGCUCUUUUGGUAGAGGAAGAAGAUUUUUCUAGGAAAAUGAGUGAAGUUUCAAUGCAAGAUGAUUGGACCUUUUGAAUUAUGAACUCCAUGCUAUGAAUAUAAUGACUUUUAUGAAUUUUAUAUACAUUUUUAACUCACUGACAUAAACCUAAUUGUUUGUGAUACAGAUAUACAUAUUUUUCUUAAAUUUGUUUAUUGUUUUGAAUGGUUCAAUGAAUAAAAUGUGCAUCUUUAAUGGUUACAUUUCUAAAGACAGCUUAAAAGUUUGCAGAUUUUUAAAGACGCUUUAGUUGGUAAAAUCAUGGUGACUGCUAUUUAAAUAGUCCGCUUUAUUGUUUAAAAUGAAACAAAUAUAUGAUAAAUGAAAGAUCCUGCUUUAAAUUAAAAUGAUGUCAAUCUUUUGAAUCAAAGAAAUAUUUUAAUAUUCUGUAUUGACAGUCACCUUCUGUGAUAAAUGAUCUAGUAUUUUAUUAUAUCAUCUUCUUAAAACAGUUUUCAAUGUGAGGUGAAGAAUGUCUAAAUCCUGAAAGAAUCUCAGUAUAUGUUGUGUUGGUGCUUAGAAUGAUGCUAUGAAUUUUAUAAAUACAUACUUAAAAUUAAAAAUCAAACAAGCAUUUUCACAAUGUUGUAUGUCUUUCAAAGUUUUUGUAGUGAUCACAAUAAAGACAUUUGUUUUCAAUGUUUGAAUAGAAAUUAGAGAUGAUUUUCAAUGCCAUCUUUUUUAUAACGACCAAGUAAUAACCAAAAAAUGUUUUUGGCUUAGGUCAGACAAAGUUUUAUAAAGAAAUUGUAUAGCAAGAUGUACA